ACCCCCUUCUCGUCCGCUCAGUGCAGUCCCGCUACCAACUCAACUUUCAUACCUCCGCAAGAAGAAACAUGGCUAUUGAGAUCGCGCCGCUGCCUGUGCCUCCCACUGCUGAUGCCGCGAAGCUGAAGGACUUCGGCCGGGAGGUCAAGGGCGUGAACCCGGGAUCUCUCUCUCCGGAGGAGUUCAAGGAGGUCCAUGAUCUGCUGUACAAGCAUGGUGCCCUCCUUUUCCGAGACGUCGUCCUCUCGCCCGAGCAGCAGUUCGCUCUGACCAAGGCGUUCGAUCCCACAUCGGAAAGCUACGGGCAUGGGAAUAAGAAGACGGAAGGCGAGAAGAAGUCCAUUCUCCACCCCGACCUCAAGACCAUCCCUCGUGUCCCCCAGGUUCAGCUCAUCGGCAAUGGCAUGGUUUAUGACCAUGAGGGCCUUGCGGAGGCUAAGCUGAAGCACCCCUCCCACACAACCUUUCACAAGACCCGCGUCUCGCCUGAGGAUGAGGACAAGGGCUUCACCCGCUACUACCGCUGGCACAUCGACGCUGCACUGUACGACCUCUCCCCACCGAAGGUGACCACUCUGUACGGUGUCACUGUGCCGAAGGGCGAGCGCCAGCACGUGCGGUAUGACGAUGGCACGGGUGAAGAACUCGAUGUUCCGCUCGGCACCACCGCGUUCGUAGACGGCAGGAAUAUGUUUGGCAUCCUCCCUCCGGAGCUGAAGAGCGUGGCCGUCCGGACGAAGGUCAAGUACGCGCCGCACCCGUACGUCUGGAUGGCGCCCGCACACGCACUCUCGACCGGGCUCGGCAUCAUGUCCGAGGGGUUGGAGAUGUCGUAUGACGACCUGCCGCCGUGGGAGGAGUCCAAGAUUAAAGUGCUUCCCAUGCUUUGGAAGAACCCUGUUACGGGCGAGCUGCACCUGCAAGUGCAUCCGUGUGGCGCCGCGGAACUCAUCAUCGAUCCGCUCCCGGCGGGGGCGAAGCGCGAGGGCGCGCUGUACCCCGACGGCGUGCACCUGAAGGACUUGAAGGAGGUGCGGGACUUGCUGUACAAGAUGCAGAGACCUGCUAUUGCGCCUAGUUUCGUCUACCCUCACGAUUGGCACGAGCGCGACCUGGUGCUGUUCCACAACCGGGGCGUGCUGCACACCGUAGUCGGUGCGUUCAAGCCGGAUCAGGUUCGGGCGUUCCACCAGUGCAACCUCGCCGCUUCGGAUGACCCCAAGGGCCCGUCGGAGGAAGACGUGAAGCAGUGGGCGUGAGGGUCGGGCGAGAUAUAGCCGGCGGAACGUCAGCUGGAUGCUUCAUAUGUGUUCUUGUACUGCUUGUUGUCGCACUCUUUGGAUUCUCUGUCGCAAUCGAUGUUGUACGUGUCCACAGUCG
Molecule: messenger RNA, 1380 nt
Organism: Trametes versicolor FP-101664 SS1
Lineage: Eukaryota; Fungi; Basidiomycota; Agaricomycetes; Polyporales; Polyporaceae
Product: Clavaminate synthase-like protein
Exons: 6
Coding region: 69-1259 (396 amino acids)
Molecular function (GO): oxidoreductase activity
Source: RefSeq, a predicted model, not a curated record